Molecule: messenger RNA, 955 nt
Organism: Rattus rattus (black rat)
Lineage: Eukaryota; Metazoa; Chordata; Mammalia; Rodentia; Muridae
Gene: Smim30
Product: small integral membrane protein 30
Exons: 2
Coding region: 160-339 (59 amino acids)
Source: RefSeq, a predicted model, not a curated record
UCUUUCCAUAUUGACUCUAGCUUCCUCUUUAAAAUAGGCUGUGUUACGAGUAACGUCUUAGCCUCAGCAUCCGGAAGUUCCAAAGAGAAUAUUUCACGUUGGAUAGAAUUUUACAUAUACCAUUGUUUUGGCAGGUUCAGCCCUCCAGAUCCUAACAUCAUGGAUUCAGUUCCAACACAACUGAUCUUAGUCCUCACUUUGCUGCUUUUGAUCCUGCCUGGCGUUGAAGCAGUCGAAGCUGGAGAUGCGAUUGCACUCUUAUUAGGUGUGGUUCUCAGUGUUACAGGCAUCUGUGCUUGCUUGGGCAUAUAUGCAAGAAGGCGAAAUGGACAGAUAUGACUUUGAAGGACUCUUCUGAAUUAGACUUCACCCUGACCAUUGUGCUGAAAACCCUUGUGCUGUUGAGGCCGAACCCAAGAUUUGCUCUCUCCUGUCCUCAGAAAGAGGGUUACAGUUAGCCGAGCGUUAACACCCUCAGUUAAGAGGAUGCUUUCCUGUUCAUACUUGUUUCUCCUCUGAUGGGAGCAGAUGGGGUGGAGGGAGGCUCUUAACAACAAAGAGUGCAGUAAUAAUGUGGCCCAUAAUUUGUAUUUGCUGCUUGGGAGGUGGCCAAAGCGAGAGGGCUUAAGUUUGCAAAAGUAUUAUCUCAUACUUUGAAAGUGUUUGUUCAGAAUCUCGUAAAUCUACAUCGUUAUUAUAAUCACUGCCUCUUGCAUUCUGGGGGUUCUCUCCUUCAUUUGGGGGGUUGGGUUGGGUUUUGGAUUUGUUUUUUUGUUGUUACUGUUUUCUUUUUAAUGCUUCUGUUUUUAACCUAGUUGUACUUAGCUCUUAAUAGCCAAAAAUUGAAACUUUUAACUCUGAGGAAAAGUUUAAUAAAAAUGUAUUAAACAUAACUAAUACUAAAAUGGUGAAAAUAUUUGUUAAAAAAAUAACUAUACAUUAAUUGAGUGCCUUC